Molecule: messenger RNA, 195 nt
Organism: Clunio marinus
Lineage: Eukaryota; Metazoa; Arthropoda; Insecta; Diptera; Chironomidae
Source: the annotation of a GenBank genome assembly
AUGUUUGCGAAGCUGUUAAGCUUUUCUUUCUUCAAAACUUUGCUUUUGUCAUCAGAACACAGCAUUAACGUCGUGAUAAAAAUCUACCAACAAUUAGCAAAAUUAAUUCGAAGUUAUGCAAUGGAAAGAGAAGAAAAAAAACUUUUUUUUUCAUCGAAUGACUUUCUAAGUCAUUUGUUGGCUAUUCAUUUUUAA